Messenger RNA from Cucumis melo (muskmelon), 2552 nucleotides. Its product is annotated as cation/H(+) antiporter 15-like. Bases 1 to 2418 code for a protein of 805 amino acids. Gene Ontology annotation, cellular component: membrane; endomembrane system. NCBI's taxonomy places the organism in Eukaryota, Viridiplantae, Streptophyta, Magnoliopsida, Cucurbitales, Cucurbitaceae. Gene Ontology annotation, biological process: proton transmembrane transport; regulation of pH. The record is from RefSeq and is a predicted model, not a curated record. Gene Ontology annotation, molecular function: antiporter activity. The transcript has 3 exons.
AUGGGUUCGAUUGUGAUGGAACCAACCGACAUUGCUACAUACGUGAAUGGCGGCAUAGUUGGGAAUAAGCCCACCAAGAAUUUGACCACAAUUUGUACAUUUGCCAAUCGUAUCCACUGCACCAGUAUUUUCACCGGAGCAAAUCCUUUGGAGUUCUCAGUUCCUCUUCUUUUCUUGCAGCUUGGAAUUUGUUCUGGAACCAUCAUCUUGUUUUCUCAGCUUCUUAAGCCCCUGGGUCAACCCCUCAUCAUCUCUCAAAUUUUGGGCGGUUUGGUUCUAGGUUCUUCUGGUUUAAGCUACGUGGAGAAAUUUAAAGAGACGAUUUUCCCUCUCGAAGGAUUCGUUUGUCUUGACGUGGUUUCUGCAAUUGGCCAUAUUUUUUACUACUUUUUGAUCGGCGUGCAAACAGAUAUGACAAUUAUCAAGAAAAUUGACAAGAAAGCGUUCGGUAUUGGGUCUUGUGCUACAAUUAUGGCUAUGAUUCUCGUCCUCGUUUAUUCCAUAUCCUUGACUAAUCUUACUGACUUAACAAACUUCAAAUACAUUUUCGAGCUUGGUAAAUUAGAGUCAUUUAUCAACUUUCCCAUGGUUGCUUCCCUUGUUUACGAGCUCCGUUUGGUGAAUUCCGAGUUUGGGAGAAUUUCUUUGUUAACAUCCAUGGCUUCAACUCUUCUCAGCACAUGUUUUACAUUACUAGGAAAUAUAUUGGCUCCACAUGGUGGAUCCAAACAUCAAGUUUUAUCAGAACUAUUUGCUGUUGUGGUGCUUAUACUUGUCAUCAUUUUCACCAUUCGACCUGCCACUCUAUGGAUGGUAAAGAUGAAUCCCAGCGGACAACCAUUGAAGGAGUGUUUUGUGAUUACAUUGCUUUUAGUGGUGUUGGUGGUUGCCUUCUGCUGUCAGAGCUUUGGUUUGCGAAUCUAUUUUGCUUCCUUUUUUCUUGGAUUUAUAAUACCUUCGGGGCCCCCCAUUGGAUCAACAUUGGUAGACAGACUUGAUUUCAUCACCUCUUGGAUGUUCAUGCCCAUAUUCUUUGCUAGAAUAGGGCUUUCAUUCAAUAUCUACACUACUAAUCUCAUAAAUGUUAUAUGCAUGUCAAUCAUUGUGUUUGUUAGUGCAUUGGGGAAGUUCUUGGGUGCCCUUAUGAUCUCAAUGUACUACAAACUUCCUUUGAGAGAUGCCAUAUCGGUUGGCCUCAUCUUGAAUAGUCAAGGAGCUCUUGAGCUUAGUCUGUUUAAAAGAAUGACAAGGGAAAAGGUGAUAAAUGAAGAAGCAUUCGCAGUUGGGUGCGUAUGGAUAAUAUUUAUCGCUGCAAUUAUAACUCCCAUAAUAAGAUAUCUCCAUCAUCCUUCAAGAAGGUAUAUAGUUCAGAAGAAAAGAACAGUGAUGCACUCAAGACCAGAGUUUGAUCUUUGUGUAUUAGUUUGCAUUCAUGACCAAGAAGAUGUACCUAGUGCCAUUAACCUACUGGAUGCAUUAAAUCCCACAAGACGAAGCCACCUUGUUGUAUACAUGCUUCAUCUUGUUGAGCUUCUUGGUCGUGCUCACCCGAAACUUAUACAUCACAGGCUUACAAAGGUCAGAAGUUCAAGGUUUUGUUGUGAGCCAAUUGUUAAUGCCUUCAAAUAUUUUGGAGACAGCAACAAUGAAACUGUAGUAAUUAAUCCCUUCACAGCAAUAUCACCUUCUACAACAAUGCAUGAUGAUGUUUGUUCACUUGCAUUAGACAAAAAGAGUUCUUUAAUUAUUGUUCCUUUCCAUAAGAGGUUUCAUUCCAAUGGCGUGAUGUCAUCAUCAAAAUAUAAAAUAAAAAUGGUUAACCAUAAUAUCCUUAACAGUGCACCAUGCUCCGUUGCCCUGAUUGUGGAACGUGGAUUUUUAAGGGUCUCAAAGUCAAUUGAAACCAACUUAUAUCGUUUUCAAGUAGUUGUAGUGUUCAUAGGUGGAGCAGAUGAUCGUGAGGCAAUGUUCAUUGGGGCAAGAAUGGCUGGACAUGAUAAUAUAAACUUGACAGUGAUUCGGGUAUUGGAGAUGAGUGAGGAUUAUUGUGUACUCCGAAGGAAUAAUAAUAAUGAGUUAAUUAAAGAAAAAAGGGUUGAUGAUGAGGCAUUGGUUGAGUUUCGAAAAUUAACAGCAGACAACUACAGAGUGAGAUACAUAGAAGAGGUGGUGAAGGAUGGUACAGGAACAAUAUGUGUACUACGUUCGAUAGGGAAUAAUUAUGAUGUUGUAAUAGUUGGAAGACGACAUAACCCGUGUCUGGCGUUGGUUCAAGGGUUGGUGCUUUGGGAUGAGCACACGGAACUUGGGGCAAUUGGAGAGGUGUUGGCCACAUCAGAUUUUCUGGGGAAUGCAAUGUUGUUGGUUGUGCAACAACACACAAGAGUGGCAAACCAAAAUCAAUUAGAACAUAUGUAACACUUUAUUUAUUUAUUUUUAUUAGAGUUACAACAUAAGAUGAUGCAUAGGGUGGCAGUCCAGAGCAAGUUUUUAAGAAUGUUUUGAUUCUCCACCUGAUAUUCUUUACUUAACAGUUUUAGGUUAAUUUUUCA